Molecule: messenger RNA, 1134 nt
Organism: Schistosoma spindalis
Lineage: Eukaryota; Metazoa; Platyhelminthes; Trematoda; Strigeidida; Schistosomatidae
Source: the annotation of a GenBank genome assembly
AUGGCGGAACUCAAAAAACUAGAUGAUGGUGUCAACGUUGUCAUAGACAAAUCACAUAGUGUAAAACUGAAGCGAUCUAUUGGUAUUGUAACCAGUAUCACCAUUUUAGUAGGAUCAAUGAUUGGCUCAGGAAUAUUUGUCAGUCCUACUGGUAUUCUGAGAAACGUUAGAAGCAUAGGAGCUAGUCUAAUUAUAUGGGUUGCAUGUGGGAUCUUCAGUAUGCUCGGAGCGUACUGUUAUGCAGAACUUGGCACGAUAGUAGAGCGAUCCGGAGGCGACUAUAUUUAUGUAUAUGAAGCAUUUGGACCAUUUAUUGGAUUUUUGCGUCUAUGGAUGGAAGUAAUGGUUGUAAGACCUUCAACUGUCGCUAUUGUGGCUUUAGCAUUUGGGCAAUAUGUUGUUGUACCUUUGUAUCCAGACUGUCCACUGCCCUUUACGUUGGUCAGAAUUUUGGCAGUUUUAUGUAUUACAUUUUUAACCUUUGCCAAUUCGUUUUCAAUCAAAUUUUCAACCAGAAUUCAAGAUAUAUUUACAUUUGCAAAACUUGCCGCUCUUAUAAUGAUCAUAGUAACUGGAUUUGUACAGAUUGGAUUUGGUCGUUAUGAAGGGCUGGAAGAACCUUUCGUCGAUUCGGACUGGAGUCCUGGUAAAAUAGCUAAUGCAUUUUACAGUGGUUUAUUUGCUUAUGGUGGCUGGAAUAACUUAAAUUGUAUGGUUGAAGAAAUGAAAAACCCCAGGAAACAUUUGCCUAUAGCAAUUGUGGUAUCGUGCUUAUUAGUGACCCUAGUUUACACAACUGCUAUUGUAGCUUAUGUAACAGUCGUACCAGUUGCAGAAAUGUUGACUUCAAGAGCUGUGGCUGUGUGUAUCAUAUCAAUAAUUUACUUACUUGCUGGGGAUAUUUUCACACUUAUGAGUUAUAUGGGUUUUGUUCAAUGGUUCGCAAUUGGUCUUUGUGUUCUGAUUGUGGUAAUUUUCCGAUUUACUCGUCGUAAUAUUCAACGUCCGGUUAAGGCUCCUAUAAUAUUCCCCAUUAUCUACUUAGUAGUUACUGCAUCUCUCCUAAUUUUCUCGUUUUAUGGCUCACCUCGAGAAUCAUUAGAUUAUAAUUCAUUAUUAAAAUUGGGCACUUAA